AUGAUAAAGUUGAAAACUUUACUUCAGCUUUGCUUCCAUCGUUCCAAAUUUUUCCAACCCAGGUUCCAUUAUAGAACCCUAAAUUCAUCAGUAGCUCAUCAAAAAGUUGAUCCCUCCAUAGCUUAUAUCAAUUUCAUCUCCUCAAACCCAUUAUUUUCUCUCUUGGGUUUAUGCAGAAAUCUGUCCUCACUCAAGGAGUUGCACUCUUCGCUCAUAGUAGAUGGUCAGUCAACUCAACUCAAUUUGCAAACUAAACUAGUUAGUUUGUAUGGUUCACUUGGGGACAUGGAAAGUGCCCGCUUGGUGUUUGAUCAAAUGCCUAACCCAGAUAUUUUUUCAUUUAAAGUGAUGAUUAGAUGGUAUUUUAUAAAUGAUCUACACUUUGAAACCAUUGGGUUCUACAAGUGUUUGAGGAAAUGCCUCAAAGAAAAUGACAAUGUUGUCUUUUCGAUUGUAGUGAAGGCAUGUACAGAGCUGCGAGAUAUCGAUGAAGGGAGGAAGGUGCAUUGUCAUAUUGUGAAGGCUGGAAGUCCCGAUAGUUUCAUUUUAACUAGUCUUGUAGAUAUGUAUGCCAAAUGUGGAAAUGUUAAGUGUUCACGAAGAGUCUUCGAUGACAUUGUUGGUAGGGAUGUCGUUUCUUGGACUUCGAUGAUAGUUGCAUACGUGCAGAAUGAUUGUGCCGAAGAAGCCUUGGUGCUGUUCAAUCGAAUGAGAAGUGGAUUGAUUGAAGGCAAUCAACAUACAUUUGGGAGCAUUAUUUCAGCUUGUACAAAGUUACGAGCUUUACAUCAAGGGAAAUGGGUUCACGGGUAUGCUAUCAAGAAUGGAAUCGAUCUCAAUCCCCAUUUGGUUACUUCUCUGGUCGAUAUGUACGUGAAAUGUGGAGCCAUUCUUGAUGCUCGUUCUGCCUUUGACGAGCUUUCUACCGUUGAUCUUGUUUCUUGGACGGCCAUGGUUGUCGGGUACAGUCAAAAUGGCUAUCCGAAUGAAGCAAUUGUAUUGUUCACCGACAUGAAACGGAUCGAUAUCUUGCCGAAUUCUGUCACCAUUUCGAGCGUGAUAUCUUCGUGUUCACAGUUGGGUGAUAGAGAAAUUGGAAAAGCGAUUCAUUGUGUUGGUGUUAAGCUCGGUUUAGAAGAUGGUAAUGUGAGAAAUGCUCUUGUGGACAUGUAUGCAAAAUGCGAGAUGAUUGAGGAUGCCCGUUACUUGUUCGAUAGUUAUUCAAACAAAGAUCUCGUAACAUGGAAUUCAAUUAUCAAUGGGUACGGCCAAAGUGGCCGUUCUUAUGAGGUUAUGAAACUAUUUCAUCGAAUGAGAUCAGAAGGUUUUCACCCGGAUGCAGUUACAUUAGUGAUCCUUCUUUCAUGUUUUGCAUCUUUUGGCGAUCUUCGAAUUGGUUCUUCUCUUCAUGCUUACUCCAUUAAACGUUCCCUUUCGUGUGAUAAUAAUGUAUAUAUCGGCACCGCACUUCUGCAUUUCUACGCCAAAUGCGGGAAACAAGAAGCUGCUCGUCGUGUUUUUGAUGGCAUGGGGGAGAAGAACACGGUUUCAUGGAACGCGUUAAUUGGUGGUUAUGGAAUGCAAGGGGAUUGUAACAGUUCGAUUGCCGUUUUCAACGAAAUGUUGAAGGAAAAUUUGGAUCCUAAUGAUGCAACGUUUACAGCAAUUCUAUCGGCUUGUAGUCACACGGGAACAUUUGAAGGAUGGAAAUUCUUCGAUUUGAUGUGUCGAGAAUUUGAGUUUGUUCCAAAAAUGGAUCACUACGGGUGUUUGGUUGAUCUGUUGGCUCGAUCUGGUAGGCUUGAAGAAGCGUUCGACUUCAUACGGAAUAUGCCGGUUAAACCGGAUGUAAGCUUGAUUGGAUCGUUUCUCCAUGGGUGCAGUAUGCACUCAAGGUUCGACCUCGGUGAAGUGGCGGUGAGGUGGAUGUUCGACCAGCAUCCCAUCGAUGCUUCUUAUUAUGUGCUCGGAUCGAAUUUGUAUGCUUCAGAUGGAAGAUGGAGUGGGGUUUUUGAGGUAAGGGAGUUGAUGAAGCUGAAAGACCUGAGUAAAUUGCCUGGAUGCAGCCUAGAGCUACAUAAUGCAUCAUCUGGUCUGAACCAUGCUGCACCCCUGAAGUUUUUUCAUACCUGUAGUUUUCAUCAUUGAUCUCACAUUCUGAAAUUCUUUCCAAUCUUCUCCUUCAGCAGAUAUAUUAGACAACAAUGUGUAGUAUCCUGUGUCAUC
Cynara cardunculus var. scolymus (artichoke) is the source of this 2226-nucleotide messenger RNA. Its product is annotated as pentatricopeptide repeat-containing protein At2g03380, mitochondrial. Gene Ontology annotation, biological process: RNA modification. Lineage: Eukaryota; Viridiplantae; Streptophyta; Magnoliopsida; Asterales; Asteraceae. The transcript has 3 exons. Gene Ontology annotation, molecular function: RNA binding; protein binding. The record is from RefSeq and is a predicted model, not a curated record. Bases 1 to 2148 code for a protein of 715 amino acids.